This is a messenger RNA of Medicago truncatula (barrel medic), 1233 nucleotides long. RefSeq names its product syntaxin-132. Bases 140 to 1057 code for a protein of 305 amino acids. The transcript has 13 exons. Gene Ontology annotation, biological process: vesicle fusion; intracellular protein transport; exocytosis. NCBI's taxonomy places the organism in Eukaryota, Viridiplantae, Streptophyta, Magnoliopsida, Fabales, Fabaceae. Gene Ontology annotation, molecular function: SNAP receptor activity; SNARE binding. Gene Ontology annotation, cellular component: SNARE complex; plasma membrane; endomembrane system. The record is from RefSeq and is a predicted model, not a curated record.
ACACGUUUUCUUUAACUGUGUUUGUUUUCUUCUCUUCUCUUCUCUUCUAUGGCCUGGUUGUUAACCAGGUCUUAACCAGCUUCGAAUUCUCUCUCUUUUCCCUCUCACAUUCUUCAAUUUUCCACCCUUUUCACCAACAAUGAAUGAUCUUCUAACGGAAUCAUUUGAGAUCCCUCGUGGUCGUGGAGGUGGUGACAUUGAGUUGGGAGAAUAUGGAAGGAAUUCAGGAGAGCUUGGCUUGGAUAGUUUCUUCAAAAAGGUUCAGGAGCUUGAGAAACAAUAUGUGAAGCUCGAUAACCUUUUGAGAAAGCUCCAGGAUGCCCAUGAGGAGACCAAGGCUGUGACCAAAGCUCCUGCCAUGAAGGCUAUAAAGCAGAGAAUGGAGAAGGAUGUUGAUGAAGUUAAGAAAACUGCAUAUUUCUUAAAGACCAAAGUUGAAGAGCUGGACAAAGAGAAUUUGGCUAAUAGGCAGAAGCCUGCUUGUGGAAAAGGAUCGGCUGUUGACCGGUCAAGAACAGCAACGACAAUUGCCUUGAAAAAGAAACUGAAGGAGAAGAUGGCUGAAUUUCAGAUCCUGAGAGAAGCCAUCCAUGAAGAAUAUCGUGAGGUUGUUGAGAGACGCGUAUUUACAGUAACCGGCGCGAGAGCUGAUGAGGAGACAAUUGACAGAUUAAUUGAGACCGGUGACAGCGAACAAAUUUUCCAGAAGGCUAUUCAGGAACAAGGACGAGGCCAGGUAAUGGACACCCUAGCAGAAAUUCAAGAACGACACGAAGCAGUCAGGGAUGUUGAGAGGAAAUUGCUUGAUUUACAACAGACAUUUAUGGAUAUUGCAGUGUUAGUUGAUGCACAAGGCGACAUGCUUGACAACAUAGAAUCACAGGUUUCAAGUGCAGUAGAUCAUGUGCAGCAAGGAAAUAAUUCCCUCCAAAAGGCAAAGAAAAUGCAAAGAAACUCAAGAAAAUGGAUGUGUAUUGCCAUCAUGAUACUUCUCAUUGUUGUUGUAAUCAUUGUUGUUUCUGUCAUCAAACCCUGGGUUACCAAAAAGGGUGCAUAGUUAAUCGGUAACACAUUGUUUCCACAACAAUUAAGUAUCAAUAGUCCUAUUCAUAAUCCAUUCUUUUUGUUAUUAUUAAGGUUGAAACAAACAUUGGUCUCCUUUUUAAGAGAUUAAUGUACUUAAGAAAAUUAAUUAACUUCACUACAUUAUAUAUUUGCUUAUUAUAUUUAUCA